CGCGCCAGGGCUCGCCAAGGUCGGGGUCGCUGGACCUUGGAGAGGACCGGUCCCGGGUCCGAGGACCAGUCCAGGGCGCACCGUGCAUGGACGCGGCAGCUGGGACCGGCAUCCGCGUCCGAGGCAGCGCACGACGAAUCGAUGCAAGCCAAACGAUGACCAGUUGUGGCCAGCAGCCCCUGAACGUGCUUGCCGUCCUCUCGUUGCUGAUUUCCGCAGUCUUGUCCGCGCAUUUCCGGGUCUGUGAGCCAUACACGGACCACAAAGGCCGCUAUCACUUUGGCUUCCACUGCCCCCGGCUCUCGGACAACAAAACCUUCAUCCUCUGCUGUCACCAUAACAACACGGUUUUCAAAUACUGCUGCAAUGAGACAGAGUUCCAGGCGGUGAUGCAGGCGAACCUCACGACCGGCUCCGAGGGCUACAUGCACAACAACUACACCGCCUUGUUGGGAGUGUGGAUCUAUGGCUUCUUCGUGCUGAUGCUGCUGGUCCUGGAUCUUUUGUAUUACUCGGCAAUGAACUACGACAUUUGCAAGGUUUACCUGGCACGGUGGGGCAUCCAUGGACGGUGGAUGAAACAGGACCCCAGGCGGUGGGGGAACCCUGCGCGGGCACCCCGGCCAGGGCAGCCGGCGCUGCAGUCCCAGCCUCCGCCGGGUCCCCUGCCGCAAGCCCCCCAGGCCGCACACACGCUGCAGAGAGAGAGCCACAGCCCGCCGCUGAUGAGCUUCCAGGGUUCGUCUGCCUGAAAACCCUUUUGCCGUGCCUCAGGAUGGGGGAGGUGAGACCCAAGGCACCUGGCUCAACCUCCGAGAAGUACCACUUCAAGACGUCAGGGAGAGCCAAGACGGCCACGGCGGUGGCAGAGGAGAAAACGCUGCCUGUGCCCGAACCCUUCCUCGGACUUCUAACACUACGAGCAAACUCAGGGGUGGGGGCUGGGUGCAGGGAGGGGCUUCUGAGCCACCCGUCCGCAAGCAAUAGUCCCAUUUUGGGCCGGUGGCUUCUGAGAGGUGGCGCCAUGGUGGACUCAGGAUGACCGACACAGCUGCCCUGGCCGAGUGAAGCCGGGAGGAUUCAGGCCAUGUGUCGUACCCAUGCGUGGUUCCCUUGCCCCCUCCAGUAGUGGCCUGUGGGCCUAUCUGUGUCAGAAUAUUGAAUGUGAGUGUGUGUGUGUGCGUGUGCGUGUGCGUGUGUGUGUGAUCAGGGGUAUCCUUUUUGUUUGUUUGAUUGGUUUUAUUGGGGUCCCCCCAAGUUCUCUGAUGGGCCUGAGUCACCUUGUGCUGGGGGUCUGGCCCAGCGUCCGGGCUCCAGCUUCUUGCUGCAGAUGUGAGCCAGAUGGAGUUGGUAAGCACAGGGCACAGCCCCACUGUGUCUCAGGGGGUGCUGGGGAUGCGAAAUGCCGGUGGGGUUUCGUUCUUAUGGAAUUUGUUCCCAUAAUGAUAGUGAUAAUGAGAGACACGUCUCAGGCCAUCCUCGGGGCAGGCACUAGAUUAUCUUCACGUAAGCCCUCUCUCAUCACCUGGGAGGUGGGUGGGAUGAACUCCCUGCAGAAAUGGCCCGUGUCUCACAGCCAGGAGGAGACCAGUCCUCAGUUUGACCUCAGAGGUAUAAGAACCCAAAGUCCAAGCUCCCCAGCCCAGGGUACCCCCAACACAGUCCCUGGAGCAUCUCCCCAGUGGCUUCUCAGUGGAUGGGCCAUCACCUAAGCUCUCCACCGUCGCUGCCCCAUGACCCUGCUACACACGACACAUUCUGGUUAAGCACCUACUGUCUGCCAGUCCUCUGCUGGGCGGCGAUCGGGAAGGGAGAUGAGUCAGGCUGGCCUCGUCCCUGCCCUGGGGGAGCCGCAUCUGGUGGGAGAGCCAGACACACAGAUCAUUGCUGGACAGAGUGAUGAGCACUAUGGAAGUGCAGAGGGGAAGGUUCUAGAAGCCCUUCCCAUUUAAGGCGGGACUUCCACAAAAACUUGGAUGCCCGUAACAUCUGUCCACAGAGCUCACCACCGCCACCACCCACCCCGCCAGCCCGGGGGCACACACACGGCAGGGCAUGACCUAGGAAAUGAUCACAUAAAUCCCCGAGGGCCAAGGUGGCAGUGUAGACACCCUCAUUCCCCUGGUGUUAGUGAAGCCAAAAUCUCCCCCCAGCGCCCAGCUGGGUGGGCCCGGCUCCUCUGCUCGCAUACCCUCACUCAGCAGGACCCAGUGUCUUCCACAGACCCUCUGCCCAUCGGACGUGGCAGUGAGCAGGCAGGCCCCUGCUCGUGGUGCUGGUGUCCUAGCUGGGGGAGAGGACAGGGAAGAAAUAAGCAGUGAAUAAGGAAGGUAGCAAUAGCAGUGAGCCCUAAGCCGAGAAUUUGGUCAAAACAAUGUUCGUGAGGGUCCUGUUGAGCUUGGGUGGUCUGGGAAGGGCUUUCUGAGCAGGCUAAGCCCAGCUCUGAAUGAUAAGCAAGAGCCAACCAUGGACAUUAAAGAUAAAAGAGCAUUCCAGGCAGAAGGAACAGCUAGUGCAAAGGCCCUGAGGCAGCAACCAGCUUGAUGCUUUCAAGGAACCAAAAGAAAUCCAGGUUGGCUGGGACACAGAGGAAGGGCGGAAAGAGAGGUGGGUGAGAGCCCAGAUGCUGUGGUCCGCUGUGAGUCACCUUAGCCUGGAAAAACAUAACACCCGCCCUUUGAUAAAGCAGAAAGAAGUUUCUAGGGUGUCAAGCAUUUUCCAUCCAGCCUGGCCUUUCAUCCUCUCAAAGCCCAUAAAGAAGGGACUCUCCCCAUUUCGUGGACCAGGAUGCUGAGCCUCAGGUGGGUCAGGCGGCUUGCCCAAGGUCACACAGGCAAGCUGAGGAAGACCCGGACCCGUGGCUUGAGUCCCGUCUUCUCCAGGGCCCAGGUGUACAGCUUUGGCAGAGGCAAUGUCAGAGAACCUUUGCUCGGGGUCUUGAUUAGGGAUAGGCGUGGCUUCCUUUACCCUGGACGCUGAGACAUGCCAGGACCUGCCCCUGGGCCUUGCAGAGCAGCAGUUGCCCUGGAAGCGUGCUCAGCAGCUAUUCAGCCCAGCUGGAUCAGCACACACCUGCAUCCCAUGUGCAUAGCCUCGGGGAUCAGAGAUCAGCACACACCCGCAUCCCAUGUGCAUAGCCUCGGGGAUCAGAGAUCAGCACACACCCGCAUCCCAUGUGCAUAGCCUCGGGGAUCAGAGAUCAGCACACACCCGCAUCCCAUGUGCAUAGCCUCGGGGAUCAGAGAUCAGCACACACCCGCAUCCCAUGUGCAUAGCCUCGGGGAUCAGAGAUCAGCACACACCCGCAUCCCAUGUGCAUAGCCUCGGGGAUCAGAGAUCAGCACACACCUGCAUCCCAUGUGCAUAGCCUCGGGGAUCAGAGAUCAGCACACACCUGCAUCCCAUGUGCAUAGCUUCGGGAAUCAGAGAAACCUGAGCGUUGGGGAGAGGCGUGUGGGCACAGAGCCAGAUUCUGACGUCAGCUCUGCACUGAGACCAGUGUGACCUCAGGCAAGUCCUGCGCCUUCUCUGCCUUCACUAAAAGGAAGGGCUCAGACCAGGUGUUUUUAGGGGGCUUGCAUCUCUGGCUUCCUGCAGUUCUGGGUGCUGCUCAUGCAGCUGUUCUUACGGAGACGCUUCCUCUGCUGAGAAGGAGCUGGUGGCCUUGCCUCUCUGCCCCGAACACUAGAGCCAGAGGUCACUGUCACAGAGACCAGCAAGGGCUAGGGUUCCCCUGAUCUGCAUCCCUGGGCUUGAGAACUUGCAAGGCGCUGCUCCUGACUCCACCAGAGGUCUUUCCAGGAGCGACUGACGACCCCGUGGAGGUUGACUGUUGCAGCCGGGCUGGGGAUCAGAAUCCUCUGUUGUAUGCAGGCGGCCCCUCAUCGUGAAGCUCAGCAGACAUCACAGACUUAGCAAACUGACACAGGGCAGCCUGGGAUGCAGGGGACGGAGUGCAGAGACCCACAGCACUCGCUGCCCCUUCCCCGCUGGGUGGUAUUGGGCAAAUCGCUUCACCUCUCUGAGCCUCACCUGUCAAGUGUGUGGGCUGUUGGCGUGGGACGGAGUGGCUGAGGGGAGAGGGCAGCGUGCGUGGGUGUGAAUGCCCAUCUGAAAGGCACACCUGUGCGGUUCAUUCCCUCUCGAUGUCAAGGGCUCCUCAAAGCCCCUGGGACAUGGGCCAUCCCGACAAAAACCUGCCCCAUACCUACCAUGGCAGGCAGACGUGCCAAUGAGUAGAGUGUCCCUGAGAAUAAGAUGCAGGGUAGUGACACGUUCAAGUAGAGAUUUACAGAGUUAGUGUUUUUUAGUGACUCCCUAACCUGAUUUUUCGAGCUGCCUAGUUUUACUUUUUACUGUGAGCUUCUGGCUAUAACCACAUAAUUUGUAAAAAUAACAAUAAUAAUACUACGAAAAGAAAAACAAAAAGAAGAGAAAGAAGAUGGCAAUAUAUCCGCUGAGGAACUUGUCUUUGACUCCCUGUAUUCGUAAGGACUUUUUCCCACUGGGAACUGUGUGUUAUAACGAGCAGUUUUAUGCUUUCCUUCUCAUCUGUGUAUAGCGUAAUUGUGCGUUUUGGAAUCUCUACGCAGAACCAAUACCUGGUAGCACCCAUGGGCCUCUCUGCCCCCACCUGAACCUCUGAGAUCCCCCUGCACCUCAAGGAGCAGCCCGCUAGCGCAGAAGGGCCUGGGGCCGCCAGCUGCCAGCCCGACAUCUGACGCUGACCGGGACCAAUAGGAAACAGGCCUUAACUGAAAGCACACGCAUGCACACACACACAUGCACACAUGUGAUUCUGCAGGUAGAUCCCGUCUCUCUGAUAAGCCCGUCUCUGAUGCUUUAGAGAAAUAGCAGGUAGGCAGCUAGCAUUCCUGGAGUGGUGGCAUUUCCCCUCUUCAUCCAAAAAACCCUUCAGGCAAAUUCAUCCCCAGGACUAGAAAGGAGGGCUUGGGGGCAUCAGGGAAAACACAGCCAGGAAUGGGGGUUAACAGGCUUCUGCUACCAAGAGAUGCUUCUCAGCUCACCGUCAAAUCAAAGGUCCCUUUAGGCCAUUCCUGUCACAUCGAGCCUGGCACCGUCUCCCAUGCACCCAGCAGACCCCCCAGACCCCUGUCCACACCAGGCCGGUGUCCCGGCCCUCUGCUGUCCCUCCAGACCACGGUCCCUGCCCAGGCCCCGUCUCCUGGCUCCUCUGACACCCCAUUUACUGUGUCUACUACUAGAGGUCGUGCCGUAAAAGAAGAUUAGUUUCCCAGAGUCACAGACUUUUUAAAAAUUGUUUAUUGAUUUAUUUUCAUUUUUUCAGCUUGGCUGAUUGGUCCCCACCAAUGGGAGGAGCCAUGCCUUAGGCGGCCCUCAGAGGUGAAUGUGCAGAUUCCGCAGCGAUCCAAGUUGACGUGAUGGCCCCGAGAGGAGUUGCUGGGGGCAUUUCAUUGCAGACACGUCCGGGUGGGCCCCCCUCUCUGCGGCAACCUUGGGGGAUUCUUAUCUUACUGCUCACCUGGCGAGCAUAGACAGCGUCUAGCUGUCGCCACAGGCCAUCUGAAAGGUCAGCGGGGCAACCACCCACCCAGUGAGUGGGUGACACUCUGGUCACUGCCACCUGCAGCCCCAGAACUCACCACCAGGCUGGGGUGAUGUCCUGUCCCCUCCAGAAAACAAACACGGCACACCUUCCGUCUGACCGAUGCCACGCCAGGCUCCCCAGCCCUUCCUUACAGCACAAAUGCAGCCCCAGAUGGUGAUUAAGUGAAUGUAUGCAGCUUUGGAGCCCGUGGCCUGAAAACUUGAAUGUUGAGUUGAGCAGUCAGGUGAGAUAGAAGAUUCUAGAAAUUCCAUUUGUUCAUGCAUGCAUUCAUUCAUCUAUUCAACAAAUAUUUACCCAGUGCCCCUCCGGGAGCUGUUCCUGCUGUAGACAGAGAUGUCAGGGAACAUGCCGUGUCUGAGGGAGAGGCUGGGAUCACCUGUGAAAUGACUUGUUGUGCCUAACGGUUAGGAAUGCUCAAAUUCAUAAGGAGAAUAAGUGACCUUGGAGGUGGCAUUGUCUCCCCCCUGCCCCGCCCCCAAGUUUUCAGUCCAAGAUGCUGCCAGACAGUUGGUGCUAGAUAGAUGCUUGAUGAGUGAGCAGCUUUGGCUAUUAGUUACACUCUACCUAAAACUCCUAUCUUCACGUCAAAACCCUGACCUGUUUGCCCUUGACAGACUGAAAUUCAGGGCUGCUGCAGUGCCCACCUCCAGGGGGCACCGUUUCUAUAGACUGUGCUGUGAACAGUGACCCCAGGGAUGGUGCAGUGAGGUGCCCUGUGAAUUGCCCUAAACUGCUCUCCGAAAUGUGCAGGAUCCCAUCAAAGUCAGCGAACCCCAGGAAGGGUCACCGUGCACAUGAUCAAAACUUACAGAUUACACGGCCUCUGUGGGCAUCCAGUGUGGCCACAACUGGAACCAAACUGGUGUCCCCAAGAGAAUCUCUUCUUAGAAACUCACCUCAAGUUCUCACCUCGGUUCCUUCCUGUCUCUUCCCCAUCUUCUAGGUUAAAGCUAGUGGGAUACGUCACUGUCAAAUAACCAAACAGUCAGGGUUUGGGUGACGGGCAAUAACUAAGUGGGGACAGCGAGAGUGGGGGGCUUUGUCACCCUGACAAGGUAGCACCUCCCACCAAGUUCGGAUCAGCCGGACAAGGGCGCAGAUACCAUGGGACAGACUUGUCUUUCUCCUGUAAACCCCUACUUCACGUGAGCAGGCGUGGGGUCUCUCUGAGAGCUGAUAACCGGGAAAACCAAAAACCAAUAAUAUUCCUAAUAAUAAUAAUAUAAUGUAAUAAUAAUAAUAAUAAUAAUGUGUUUUACACAGACUGCUGUUGCACUGCUUUUGUCUUUAUAUACAGUAGUUUUUAUAAAGAUGUCCUUAGGUUUUAAUAAAGGAGUGUCACGUCAA
Molecule: messenger RNA, 6937 nt
Organism: Balaenoptera ricei (Rice's whale)
Lineage: Eukaryota; Metazoa; Chordata; Mammalia; Artiodactyla; Balaenopteridae
Gene: SHISAL1
Product: shisa like 1
Exons: 5
Coding region: 87-752 (221 amino acids)
Source: RefSeq, a predicted model, not a curated record